Messenger RNA from Trypanosoma theileri, 2799 nucleotides. Its product is annotated as DNA helicase. The coding region runs from base 1 to 2799 and encodes 932 amino acids. Gene Ontology annotation, molecular function: ATP-dependent chromatin remodeler activity; ATP binding. Gene Ontology annotation, cellular component: nuclear replication fork. The record is from RefSeq and is a predicted model, not a curated record. The transcript has a single exon. Lineage: Eukaryota; Euglenozoa; Kinetoplastea; Trypanosomatida; Trypanosomatidae. Gene Ontology annotation, biological process: replication fork processing; DNA repair.
AUGAAUUGCUACUGUGGAUCGCCAGUAAAAUGCGUAGUAAGUAAAACAGGUGGACCUAGUUAUACGUGUGCCUUAAGUAGAUGUCGUUUCUUUGCAUUAGCACCUGUGCAGGCAGAAGGAUACCGCAGAGUCGUACCGCAUCUUGGCCAAACCGAUAAUUCUGUGAUGGUGCGCUUUGAGGCGGCUUUACAUCCUGAGCACAAGACCACACAUGUAACUGCGACGGUGUCUAAACCAGAUUGUGAAGUUGUGUGUAGUGUUUUGGAGGAUCCACAAUUUCAUCCAUUAUGGUAUGUGACGAAAGAGGCCUAUUUAUAUCCGAUGGAAUCUUAUCAUGCACUCGUUGUAGCUCUUAAACGGUUAGCAACAACCAUAACUACCAUACGUGUAAUGGUGGAAGAGAUACCACCGUUUUUCUUUCGUUGUUUGAAUGCUGCUGAAGAGGUACGAAUACAACAUGAACGAAACGUUGAUGGUAAUGCCUCUCAGAAUGCAGAUGAGGAAGAUGUAGUGUAUUCACAAUUACGAUCGUUUCAAAAACGAGGUGUAGAGUUUAUUAUUUCUCGUGGUGGACGUGGUAUGAUUGCAGAUGAUAUGGGUCUUGGUAAAACGAUUCAAGCGAUUGCUGUGGCUCAUCAUUACCGUGAUGAAUGGCCUGUACUCAUAAUAUGUCCACUUUCACUUGUAGAAAAUUGGGGGAAGGAGUUUACACGGUUUUGUGGUAUUCCUGCUGGACGAAUAGCUAUUCUUCAAACCAGUAAAACUCAUGUAGAAGAUGUGCAUAGUGUUGUUAUUGUCCCAUAUUCUUCUCUUAAAUGUUUAGAUUCCAUUGAGUUAACGUUUAAAGUAGUGAUUCUGGAUGAAUCUCAUUAUAUUAAAUCGGUUGAUUCUAAAAGAACAAUGGCGGCUCUUAAACUAUGUCGUGCUGCUAGUAGAGUUUUACUUCUUUCAGGAACUCCAACCUUGUCAAGACCUAUUGAAUUAUAUCCACAAUUACAAGCUAUAAUGCAUCCAACGUGGAUUCCUACAAAAACACAAUUUGGUGCGAGAUAUUGUAAUGCCUUUGUAGGACGUUUUGGUGUUGAUUAUACUGGUCACUCUAAUAUGAGUGAACUUCAUGUUUUACUACAACAAUUCGUUAUUCGUCGAACGAAACGAGAAUUAGGGGAUGAACUUCCAUCAAAGAGUAGACAAUUACUUUAUGUUUAUGUUACCCCAAAGGAAAAGAAGGCAUUAGAGAAGAGUGUUUCUGCUCUUCGUGAUUCCAUGAGGGAAAAUCUCUCAUCAUUAUCAUCUUCAGCUUCUUCUCCUUCUCCAUCUACCGGUAUAUCAUCUGCAAUCUCUAGAGGAGCAGUGACCUUUGAUCUUAAGAGAGCCACAGCCCGGGCAAAGAUUCCCGCUGUUCAGGAUUAUGUGAAAAGUACAGCUGAACAAAUGGUGGAAUCUCGUCAAAAAAUGAUUGUCUUUGCACAUCAUCAAUGUAUGAUGGAAGCUAUACGUGAGGCGGUAGAGAGUGUACAACCAAAGCAACCAUUAGAUUACAUUUACAUUACAGGCGAUACACCAGCCACACAACGGGAAACUCUCACUACACACUUUCGUUCUUCACCUAAUUGUCAUGUUGCUAUUCUUUCCAUGCACACUUGUGGAGUUGGACACAAUCUUACAUGUGCUACAAUGGUUGUAUUUGCGGAACUCGAUUGGAAUCCAGGUACACAUAUGCAGUGUGAAGAUCGUGUUCAUCGUAUGGGUCAAUCUUCUGCUUGUGUAAUUAAAUAUCUUCUUGCUGAGGGAACUUCCGAUAGUGUGAUUUGGCCUAUGCUGCAAACUAAACUCACGGUUACUCAUGCCGUACUGGAAGAUAUCACAACUGGAGGCGAAGGAUUGAGAUCUGGUGUGGACACUCAUCGUAUUCAACGCUCAGAUAUUCCGCUUACACCAUCUUCACAAGAAAAGAAACAAACAACUCUUGAUGGGUUUCUAAGCAACUCCGGUUCACGCUCACGACCACCAACACAGAAUAGUGAAAAUGGAGGAUCCGUUUGUGAAACUGUCAAGAACAACGAUAAUAAUAAUAAUAAUAAUAAUAAUAAUAAUAAUAAUAAUAAUAAUAAUAAUAAUAAUUAUAAUUAUAAUAGUGAACUUCCACAGGGACAUGAAGUACAGAAGACACCCUGCAAGAGUCAAACAACAACAACAACAAUGGAAGAAACAUCAGGAAAAGCAGAUCAUUCCCCUCUUCUUGAUAUUACAAAACUACGUCAGAUGCGUGAGGCAAAACGGGCUUCUUUGCCAGUUUCUUUAACUCCGAAAUGUGCUGAAAUUAAACUUUUUACUAAUACUACUACUACUACUACUACUACUACUACUACUACUACUAUUAGUGGUAGUAAUUCUGGUACUUCGCCUUCUUUACAAGAGGUGAAAGUAAAUGAAGUGAAGAAUAAUAAUAGUUCAACAACACCUUCUUCAGUUUUGACAAAUCCAUCUGGACGAACAUCAGGCAAUUUUCGUAUAUCCAUUGCGACGAAUACACUUAAUCAAAUCUCUCCAUCUACUGUUUCUCACACUCCUGCACAACUAUCCAUAGUGAAUCAUCCUUCCUCUACAAAGACAAGUGUUGUAAAUACAGUCCCUGUUGUUAACAUUAAUAAUCAUGAGGAAACAUCACGAAUACCACUUGUAUCACGUAGUGAAGAAUUACGUCGAUAUAAAGCUCAACGGACUUUAUUCGUUAUUGGUGGAUGUGCGGAAAAGCGGCCGAGACAAUGUGAAGAUGAGCAGCCUCCAUCACAAUAG